GUAGUUACCUUUUUACGGUACUCCUACUUUACCUUUAUUUCGGUAAUGAUAAUGAAUUUAAAGCUGCUGCAGAGCACUUAAGUUUAAUUCAAGUGUGGCGUGAUAAAUAUUUUUAUUAGUGUUAAAAUCGUGUAGGAUUAUGUGUAAUUAAAUUAUUAAUGCGAAAGCUCAAAAGCUCAAAAGAAUGAAAUGCAUAAAGAAGUAUAUUGCCUACUUUUAGGCGCUGCAUGCAAUUUUUAAUCAAAAAGUGUUUUAUUGUGUUAGAUUGUAUUGUUUAUUAUUACAUGGAAAUAGUUUAAAAAGGUGCACACAUAAAAACGUAAACAAAAUUAUUUAUUAAAUCAAAUUGAUAAAAAUAGAUACAAAAUAUUCUAAGUGCUUUAAAGAACAUCGCCGACAAAAUAAAAUGGAUUGGCAUGACCCAUACGACUACGAGAUUAUUUGUGAACCGGCAUACGACGAGCAGCCCGUUCAACUACUGGGUUAUGAUGAAUUUCGCAUCAGAUUUAUGGACGAACGCCAGGACAUACAAAAGAAGACCUUCACCAAAUGGAUUAACUCACAUCUGCUAAAGACCCAGUGUACACCAGUGAACGACUUGUUUGAGGAUCUGCGCGAUGGCCAUCGUUUGCUGGCGUUGCUCAGUGUACUCACGCAAUCACAGUUGAAACCGGAACGCGGUCGCAUGCGCGUACAUCACAUCAAUAAUAUUAACAAAGUAAUCCAAGUGAUACAAGAGCAUGGCGUCAAGUUGGUGAACAUAUCCAGUGAUGACAUAGUCGCUGGCAAUCCGAAAUUGACGCUCGGCUUGAUUUGGCUCAUAGCGCUCGAGUUUAACGGCCAAAAUCUGGUGAAGAGUCAGUCGAGUAAUGGCGUGGAGAAAUCACUGCUGGCAUGGGCGCGUCAAUUCACCGAACCAUAUGGGCUGCAGCUACAUGACUUCUCCAGCAGUUGGGCCGACGGUAGGGCGUUUCUCAUUGUGCUCAAUGCGCAUCUCGAGGAUAUCGAUUUGAGCGCUGCGCUCACAAAGCAUCCCCUAGCGCGUCUACGUACCGCCUUCGAUUUGGCGCACAAAUACUUUAAGAUAGAGAAAUUACUCGAUCCUGAGGACGUGCACACACACAAGCCGGACAACAAGUCGAUACAAAUGUAUGUGAUGUGUCUGUAUCAUGCCAUGGAAUCGCGUCACAGCCGUGAACGAACUGAUAGCGCUGGCGAGGCAGUGUUGUUCGACGAGAAGGCGCAGGAGGCGCUACCACCGACGCGCAGCAACACCAACACAAAUAUCACCGAUCUCGACGAAGUGCCGUUGGAUAGCGCCGAGGAGGUGUUCUCUGACUUGAGCAGUACGCCGGUCAGCAGUUCGGAUCCAGUGAAGUCGACGAAGUACAGCAGCGAUACUAUGCACAGCAUUAUGGAUAUCGGCAUGGAUGAGAGCAAACCGUUAGAUUAUCUACGCAUGGCGAAUGACAAAUCGCGUCCCAUGAGCACAGCUACGAAUGCAUCCAUAGAGAUAACGAGCUAUCAAGCAGCUUUGGAAGCGGUGCUUACGCUACUGUUGGAGGAUGAGCAGAUACUCUCACGUGAGCUGCCCGAAUCGAUUGACUUUCAAAGUGCUAAAAUACAGUUUCACGAAAACGAGCAUUUCAUGCUGAAGCUCACCGAACAUCAGCAGUAUGUGGGCGAAGCGCUCGAAGAGGGUUCGAAUUUGAUCAACGAAUCGCAAAAGACUUCCGGUCUUACCACCGAAGAUCAGAACGAAAUACGUCAGCAGAUGGUAUUGCUCAACGAACGGUGGGAGACUUUGCGUCUGCAAGCGCUCGAUGUGCAGUCGAAGAUAUUGGCACGCCUUGCCGAAUUCCAGUCGCAACAGAUCGAAAAGUUGCGUCUCUUCCUCACCAAUAUUGAAGAUCGCAUCUCGCAUAUGACCAAUAUUGGACCGAGUUUGCCGGCGGUGCAAGAACAAAUUGCAGAAGGGCGCCAGUUGAAAGACGAUCUUUGCAAUCAGCAAGCGCUGGUUGACAGCCUUAGUAAUAUGGUGGUGAUUGUAAAUGAUGAGUCGGGAAAUUUCAAUGACCUUGAAGAUAAGUUGUCAGCACUAGGCGAACGCUGGUCGCAUGUGUCCAAGUGGAGCGACUUGCGGAUGGAGAAGUUGCAGCAAUACAAAUGUAUCUAUCGUUGGCUAGAUGCACGCGAGCAAGACUUGAAGACAAUGGAGAGCAAAGAUGUAACCGAUCUAGGUGGCAUUACGAAGCGUAUGAACGACCUCAACUAUUGCGCCAAAGAUUUGUUGGAACUGGAGCGUUACCUCAUCGAUUUAAGACAGAUGGUGGCGGCUUCACUGCAAGAGGGCGACGAUCAAGGUGAGCGUGUGCUCAUGCAAUUAGAGAGCUUCGAGGACCGACUGGAUGCGCUUAAACAGAUUGUUGAAGUGCAAACCGACCGCAUCGAGGCGAAAGGUUUCAAGUUCGGGCGUGAUCGUGCGUCAUACGAUGACAGUCGUGUGGUGCGACCGGAUGGCUGGGUGGAUUUCCAAAUGCUAAUCAAAUUUGGUGAAGAAAACGAAGAUGUGAAUGAAGGAGAGGCAGAAGAUAUAAAUGCCGUGCAGCCGUCACCAGUGACCGUCUAUCAAGUAGUGGAAUCACCCGAGGGCAAUAAGAAACGUAAGUUACGCAGCUCGGAUAAUUUUUAUCUGCUUACGGGCCGCAUAAUGGAAGCAUGCAACUUCCUAGAAGAUUGUGAGGACCGCCUGCAGAGUGUGCAUCGUCAAAGUUUGCGCAAUCAAAGCGAAAUGCUAAUUGCACUGGAGAAGGAGGUCGCCAAACGCCCGGCGUUAAGCAGCGAGCUCAAGCAACUGUACGAAGUGUGUGAGCAGGAGGAAGUCAAACGAAAUUUAAUAAUGGAAGCCACGCAAAUCAAACAAAUUGAUGAGCGCUUUGAAACACUCAAAAAGCAUAUCAUUGAGCAGAAAUCGGAGACAGCACAAAUCAUAGCCAAGGAAAAGUUCUACAACAGCCUGACUGGCUUCAAGUUGGUGCUGGCCGACUCGCGUGAUUGGUAUAAGCAGCACUCGCAGUCGGCGAGCAAGGCCGAUUUAGAACAGCGUUUAAGUCACAUGGAAUCACUGUCUGGCGAAAUCGCCGAUGCUAAAGAGAUCACAGCAACUCUGAGCGAAGACUUGCAAGAAUGGCGUCAGGAUUUCAGUAUUUUCUACGAGAGUUGGAACGACAUGAAACGCGCAAUUAUUACACUGAUACAAGAGAAGGGUGGACUAGAUGAAGUCAAUGAGCGGUUGUUACGCUUAGAAGAUUUCAUGUCGAAAAUGUCUGGUGUUAAAGUGAUAGUCACCGAACUGCCACCAAUGCAAGCGCAACAGAAGCAACUGAAUGAGCUCGUCGAUGAGCUGGAACAAUUGAAGGCGGACUACGAAUAUGUCUGCGAAAGACGACCAGACGCAGUGAAUACCGAGUUUGCGGAAAACUGGGCUAAAAUACCGGAAAAGCUCAACGAGCGCGUGAUCAAGCAAACGACGGCAAUUGAGAACCUUAAUCACUUCAACGCGGAGUAUAAUGCUAUAUUGAAUGUGUUGCAUAAGUUGGAGUCUAAGUUCAAGCCGGACGACAUCGAAAGCCCAGAGCAGCUCGCACAACCCGCGGUGGGAGACAGUAAUCAACUGAAUAUGGAACUUCGUAAGAUUGAGAUUGAUGUGAUAAGCGCUCGCAAUUUCAGCGAGAUACUCAUAAAGGAUGCGGAGCCAACGCAUCGCGAACAUUUGCUAUUGCAAAUUAAGGAGCUUAACGAGUUCUUUACGAAAGUGCAAGAUUUACAUAAGGGGCAGGCGUUGAAACGCACCCAAGUGCUGGACAAAGCAGAAGAAGUACUCGAACGUUUGGCAAAGACAGAAGUUUGGCUAAAUGAGCUCGAACAAAAUACGCCGAAGACGAAAAUCUCGGAAAUCAACAACUCCAAUGAGCUGUUUCAAAUUAAGAGCAAAUUUCAGACACUCAAAGAGGCCUGCGAACGCGAGUCUGUGGGCUUUCGCGAGUUGAACGACUUAGGUGGCGAGCUGCUGCUGCAAAUGGAUGAACUAAAGACCACAGGUGAGGAAGUGGACAGCAAGUACACACAGUUGCCGAAGAAAUUUACACGUCUGAGCGCGCGGUGGACCGAGGUAACAGCACUGGUGUAUGCAAAAACCGCUUUACUGGAGCACAUUUCUACACAAUUGGGCGAGUUCAAAAAAUUCAUGGUUUCCGAGUCUGGUUAUUUGGAUCGGUUGGAGAAUAAGAUAGGCAGUACGCCAGAGAAUGCGGACGCAGAGGAGAUCAUUGAGGAACUUGAUGAUCUCGAAAACGUGCUGCGCGCACACUCUGACGAAUGGUUGGAGAAAAUUCAAGAAAUUGGCAAUGAGCUAAUUGAACAUGAGUUUAUGGCGAGUUCGAUACGUGCCGAAAUCGAAGGUAUUGUGGAGCGUUGGACACAGCUGCAAUUACGCGCCAAGCAACGCACCGAAAUACUCGAGAAAGAGGUGAGCGAGGCCGAGCAGUCCGAGAAGUGUAUUGUACAGUUUGAGGCUUGGCUAACGCGUGUCGACGAGAUACUGACCGAACAUCUGGAGAACGAUGUUACCAUUGAGGAUCUGCCGGAUGAUUUUCAGCGUUUGGUUAAGGAGUUCGAGACGAAAAAGCAUUGUUUCAAGGAGAUUGAGGACCUCAUAGCGGAGCACACACGCAAUGGCAAGAUUGAAGCCGCCAAUCGACUGCAAGAGAAGCUUAAUCUAACCGAACUGCGCUUUAAGUCUUGUCAGCUAAAGUUAAACAAGUGCACCGCACCGCAACCCGCGUACGAAUCCCGUUUAAAUCGCGCUGUGGCGGAGCUGCGUGCAGUCGAACAUUCCACGCUGGUGUUGGAUGUAGCGUCAGCAGGGCCCAGCACCGUUCAGGCGCAGUACCAGAAAUGUGUGCAAAUCUACCGCACGCUCUCCGAAAUCAAGCCAGAGAUCGAGAGCACUAUCAAGACCGGACGCAAGGUGUGCGAGGACAAAUUCACACGUUCGCCGAAACAGUUGAGCCAACGCAUCGACGCGCUAAAGCAUCUCUACAACGCACUCGGCGAGAAUGUCACGCAAUCGAAAGCUUUCCUCGAAACCUUGCUGAAGUUGGCGCACGAACUGGAUGAAUGUUUCGAACAUGCUGAUCAGCUGAUACGACGUUUCGAAUCACCGCAAGAGAUGCAAGAUCGCAAUUCGGGUUUCCUGGAAUUCGAGGAUCUGCUGCAGCGCUGUGAAGAACUGUACGAAGAGUACAACAAGUCAUGCGAUCAAACUUGUAUGGAGGACACACGUCAGAAGAUCGACGAGCUAAAGACGAUCUACAUGAAGCUGACCAGCGCAGAUGUGAUUAAACGCUUGACCGAGAUGAAGUCGACACUGCAGAACUUGGACAAUAUAUCGCCGGAGACAUUAAAAGCCAUGGAGCACGAGUUGAAGCAAAUAAACACGCCCUCGAAUCCGGAUAUAGAAAAGUUGCAACAACAAGUAAUCGCAAUUGUUGUGGAUGCUUUAAAAACGCGUUUUAAUGUAAAUUCCGAGCUGGCAGCACUCUUACCAACACCACCAUCAACUGCACAAAACAAAAGUGCACUCGAAAAUACAGACUCCGAUGUUGAAAUUGUUGUAUUGAGCAAUACGGUACGUCAGCGUCGCGCACGUACACCUGGCAUAAAUGACUCACAAAACGCUGGCGAUUCACCGACCAAACAUGAGCGGUCACAACCAAUGCAGACGACAGUUGAAUUGCCGCCAGCAAAGGAUGUCUCCGCAGAGCAGGCGAUGGUUACACAAGUCUUACCCGAUGUCUUGCCGCCACAAACAUUCCGUUUAGCAGAAUCCAGCACGCUGUUCUCACACAUCUCGACAGCCACACCAAUCGAAACGUCAGACAACGCGCCCGCUAAGCCACCAAAACGUAAAAGCCGUAAGGGUGAACAACACGCCAAAGUCGUGGAGGUACGCGAACGAAAUUUGCCACACGACAAAAUGUCAGUACAGAAUAUUGAAUUCGAGCCACAGGUCGGUGAGAUCGUAGACACCGUAAAUAUUUUAGAGAGUGUAGAGCCUUUUGUACCCGAAUAUGUAGAGACGGUACAAAUUGUUGAUCUCUCUGAAGAUUCCGAUUCUUCGAUGCGUGUUGACGCGGACGGCAAAGAAAUACAACGCAGCAAAAGCAAACGUUCGCUUUGUGAGUCACCGAAGCCACCACUCUCUCCGCUAUUGGAUGACGUAGAAUUGCGCGGUGCGGUGCCACUCAACACAAGCACACCGUUCCUGCGUGUGGAGAAACAACGCAUCUCGUUCGAUGAGAAGCGCAAACGCAUAGAGAAAGAGCGCGAUAUAUUACGCGACUCGGAAGAGGAUGAAGACGAACGACCGGCAAAAGAGCACGAGUCGUCUGAUAAUUCUCCAACGAAACAACCGAAGCGUUGGCGUCAGCUUACGCUCGCUUUGGACGAAGAGCAAUCGCCCAAGAAGGCGAAGGCUCAGGAUGUAUCAGAGGGCGCGCUGGAUUCACCUGUGCGCAACAGUUUUUAUAGUGCUGACAAAGAGGCAGGUUACGAUUUGGAACCUUUGGUUUUCUCCGAUGAUGAGGAUAUACCGAGAUUCUCGCUAGAAAUGACACCAACAUUUGAUUCCGAUAGUGAUACGAGUCGCAUUGAGACACCCGGUGCUAAGAAACCCAAUUUCUUUGAAAGCAAAAUUCUGCCCACCUCUCCGUCUUUGGACGAUUCAAAUAUCACUUUGAAGAGCCCUUACUCCGAGAGCCCGCUCAGUUUUCGAGACAACGCGCCCCUGGAUCAACGUGUGCAAACUUUCGACAAAAUGGCCAAGUAUAUGAUACGCAAAAUGGAGGCGACCAAGGACAAGAUCGAAAAGUGUAACGAGGGAGAGGUCGCUAUUGAGGACUUGAAACUUUUAAUUGCGCCCGAUGCCGCCACUUUGAUCUCACAAGGUGAUUCCUUGGUCCUGGAAACUCACGGAAAACAGGGUAAUCUUUCGCGCUUAGUUAUGAAAACGCAAAUCAUUCUACGUGAAAAGUUCCGUGAAGUGCAGCAAGCCAAAUCCAAGGUGCCCGGUGUGCCACAACCGAUCGACGGCAGCAAUACGCCCAGUCCGCGUUCCACACUCGAAAAGCUGAACAUCGAUUUGGAGGAACUCGUCACAAAAGGUCUCAAGCGGAUAAAUGAUCUGAUUGAAAAGCCAUACGAUAAAGCAGCCAUUGAGGCGCUACAGCGCCGCCUAGAGGAGAUUAGCGAUCGUCGCGACGACUUGAAAUUGAUCGUGAACAAAAUUGGCAAAAGUGAAGAGCGCCCUAAGGUGACUGCUACAAUGAUGGCUGAUAUAGAAAAGUCCAAGAACAACCUACAAUUACACGCCGAUGCUGUGGAGCUUUCGCUGACCGAAUUGAAACAGAUCAAUAAAUUGUCAGCACGCAACGGCGAUGAUAAAGAUUAUAACGACGAGGCGAGUGGCACCGGAGUAUUGGCUGGAAGUUUCGAUAAAUCCGUAUUGCAAAUAUCGGAUUGGCUGACGUGGGAGCAAAACAUGAUAAAAAUACAAAGUGUUGCCGUAGACGAUGUGGACGCGGUGCGGUUGGCCAUCGAGAAGCAGGAGAAAGUUUUACGCGAGUUGAAAAUGAAAAAGCCGCAACUCAAUGAAUUGGUUCACACGGCUGAAGUGCUGAAGGGCGACGUUAAGCGGCAACAGUUGCAGGAAAAAGAGCUAAAGCAAUUUUCUCUUGCGCCUCAUUGCGCAGCUGAUUUGGAUUAUAUGCGUUGUUGUUUGAAAGUUACACGCUUACGCGAACACUGGGAUGACACGUCGCAGUGUGUUAUGCAGCGCGCCGCCCAACUGAAGAACAUGCUCGGCGAUUCACAGCGCUAUGAAACCAAGCGCUUGGAGCUGGAAAAGUGGCUGGCACGCAUGGAGGCACGCGCCGAACGUAUGGGCAGUGUCGCGACCACCGCCGAUGUUUUGGAAGCGCAACAAAAGGAGCAAAAGUCCUUCCACGCCGAGUUGCAUCAGAAUAAGCAACAAUUUGAGCUCUUCAACGCUUUGACGCAAAAAUUGAUUGCUGUUUAUCCAUCAGAUGACACUACGCGCAUCAAAAAGAUGACGGAGGCUAUUAAUCAAAGAUAUUCUAACCUAAACAAUGGCGUCAUCAAUCGUGGCAAGCAACUACACGCCGCUGUUCACAGUCUUCAGUCGUUCGAUCGCGCCAUGGAUCAAUUCCUCGCUUUUCUCUCCGAGUCCGAAUCACUUUGCGAGAGCGCCGAAGCUGAAAUUGAUCGCAAUCCGCUCAUGUUUAAGGAUUUACAAUCGGAAAUUGAAACUCAUCGUGUCGUUUAUGAUCGUCUCGAUGGCACCGGCCGCAAACUGCUGGGUUCACUCACCUCGCAAGAAGAUGCCGUUAUGCUGCAGCGUCGGCUGGAUGAAAUGAAUCAGCGUUGGAAUAAUCUGAAGUCGAAGAGCAUCGCCAUCAGAAACCGUUUGGAGUCGAAUUCGGAGCAUUGGAAUGCGUUGCUGUUGUCGCUGCGCGAACUCACCGAAUGGGUUAUACGCAAGGAUACCGAGCAGUCGUCGUUGAGCGUUGGUCCGUUGAUGGGCGACGCAGCGAGUCUACAAAAACAAUUGGACGAUCAUAAGGCUUUCAGACGUCAACUGGAGGACAAACGUCCCAUUGUCGAAAGCAAUUUAUUGAGUGGACGACAAUAUAUUUCGAGUGAGCCACCUGUGUCGGACAACAGCGAUACGGAAGCAGCACACGACAGCGAUUCGCGUUACUUGAGCGCCGAGGAGCAGAGCCGCGAGCUGACGCGCAGCAUACGCCGUGAGGUUGGCAAACUUUCGGAGCAAUGGAACAACCUAAUCGAUCGCUCUGACAACUGGAAGCAUCGCCUGGACGAGUACAUGACGAAAAUGCGUCAAUUCCAAAAGACGCUCGAGGAUUUGAGUUCGCGCGUCGCCUCGGCCGAAGCCACGAAAGUAUCAUGGUUGCCACCCGUCUCCGCACAGGAGGCCACCGAGCAAAUGCAACACUUACAACGUUUGCGCGACAAAAUGACCACCGCCGGUGCGCUGUUGGAUGAUUGCAACGAGCAGCAGGCAUUCUUCACCGCCAAUCAAGUGUUGGUGCCCGCCAUGUGCCUAUCACGGCUGGAAGAUUUGAACACAAGAAUGAAACUUCUACAAAUUGCAAUGGAUGAACGACAAAAGAUACUUUGCAACGCUGGUGCUAAUCAAGCUUUGGAGAAUGGCGAAGAUGGACGUACAACAUCGAAUAGUGGCACAAUUGGGCCAUUACCUAACCUAGGUCAAAGCGUAAAGCCACCCUGGGAACGAGCAACGACAGCAGCCAAUGUGCCUUACUACAUUGAUCACGAGCGCGAAACCACUCACUGGGAUCAUCCAGAAAUGAUUGAAUUGAUGAAAAGUUUGGCUGAUCUUAAUGAAAUCCGUUUCUCCGCCUAUCGCACAGCAAUGAAGUUACGUGCCGUGCAAAAGCGUUUGGCGCUGGAUCGCAUACCCAUGUCCACUGCCAUCGAAUCGUUCGAUCGCCAUGCGUUGCGCGCACAAAACGACAAGCUCAUCGACAUACCCGACAUGACGACCGUCUUGCAUUCGCUCUAUGUGACAAUCGAUAAAAUUGACUUGACUUUAAUGUUGGAUUUGGCCAUAAACUGGAUACUAAAUGUUUACGACUCGCAGCGCACCGGACAGAUACGUGUGCUGAGCUUUAAGGUUGGCUUGAUUUUGCUCUGCAAGGGUCAUCUCGAGGAGAAAUAUCGCUACUUAUUCCGUUUGAUUGCCGACCCGGAGCGCAAAGUCGACCAAAGAAAAUUGGGCUUGCUGCUGCAUGACUGCAUACAGGUUCCACGCCAGCUGGGCGAAGUGGCCGCUUUCGGCGGCUCCAACAUCGAGCCUUCGGUGCGCUCAUGCCUCGAACGCGCUGGCAUCUCGCAGGAAGCCAUUGACGCCAAUCAGGAAAUUGCCAUUGAACAAUCACACUUCCUCGGCUGGUUGCAACACGAGCCGCAGAGUUUAGUCUGGAUGCCGGUGUUACAUCGUCUAGCGGCUGCCGAAACGGCCAAACAUCAGGCAAAAUGUAACAUUUGUAAGGAGUAUCCGAUAAUUGGUUUCCGUUAUCGCUGCCUCAAGUGCUUCAAUUUCGAUAUGUGCCAAAAGUGUUUCUUCUUCGGACGCAAUGCCAAAAAUCACAAAUUGAGUCAUCCAAUGCACGAGUAUUGCACAACGACCACUUCAACAGAAGACGUUCGCGAUUUCACACGCGCUUUGAAGAACAAAUUCAAGAGUCGCAAAUACUUCAAAAAGCAUCCACGUGUCGGCUAUUUGCCGGUACAAAGCGUGCUCGAGGGUGAUGCAUUAGAGAGUCCCGCACCGAGCCCACAACACACCACACACACGCUACAAAACGAUAUGCACUCACGGCUCGAAAUGUACGCUUCCCGUUUGGCGCAAGUUGAAUAUUGUACCGGUUCAAAUUCAACGCCCGACAGCGACGACGAACAUCAACUGAUCGCCCAAUACUGUCAGGCAUUGCCCACAAAUAACGGUAGCGGCCCCAAAUCGCCAGUUCAAGUAAUGGCAGCCAUGGAUGCAGAGCAACGUGAAGAGCUGGAAGCGAUUAUACGCGACCUGGAAGAGGAGAAUGCCAAUUUACAAGCGGAAUAUCAGCAGUUGUGCAGCAAACAGAACAGCACCACACCCGACGCGGAUGGUGGCAUGCAGCACUCAACGUCCGCCAUGGGUGGACUGGCUGCUGGAGCUAAUGCCGGAGGUCAAGGUGAACAUGGACAGGAUAUGAUUGCCGAGGCGAAACUGCUACGCCAACAUAAGGGUCGUCUUGAGGCGCGCAUGCAAAUACUGGAAGAUCACAAUCGCCAACUGGAAGCACAAUUGCAACGACUGCGCCAAUUGUUAGACGAGCCGAAUAGUGGCGCGGUGAGUGCCGCCGGCUCUGCGUUGAAUUCUAAGCCGAAUACGUUGCAAACACGCUCCGUGACCGCAUCUCAGCUGAAUACCGACUCGCCGGCGAAAAUGAAUCAACAGAAUGGCCAUUAUGAGCAAAACACAACCGCUGAAAUAGGACGCGCCGUGGAAGAGCUGGUUACAGUCAUAACCGAGGAGAUGAUCGAACAAACGCAGAGUCAAGAAAACGAUCGCGACGCCUUGGACGAUGAGGAUGAGGACAGUGAAAGUGUGGCCACAGCGAUAACUGCUAAAACAAUCAUAAAACCAUUAACGGCAACAACGAAAACCAAAACCAACGUAACAACCACCAAUAGCACAACUGCAACGAUACUAAACUAGAGCUAGAGCUAGAGCUAGAGCUAACGGAAAAAUAAAAUGUAAAGCGAUAAAAAGAGGAACUCUAAAUGAUGUAUGAUUAAACGUUAACGUGAAAGAAAAUUUGGUAAAAGUGAGUGAGGAAAUUGUGUGAAGCGUAAAGGAGAUGAAGGCAAACGUGAAAACUGAAGCAGCACAAAUUGGAAGAGUCAGUCAAAAAAUGCUGAAAACAAUUUAAGAACGGAUCCGGAACUCACGGUAGCUGGGUGAAACGGAGACCCCGCUCUGUUCAUAUCUAAAUAUACACCUGCGUAAUAUUGAUAUAUCAUUGCAAUGAAGCUAACUUCUUGCUUAGUGUAAACAAAAAAAAUUAUAAAAACGCAAUUGUUUAAAUAAAUAUAAUUAAAUUUAGCUACAAAUACAUAUAUAUACUUAAUAUGAUAUACAUACAUAUGAAUAUAGCGAAAAAACGGAGAAUCAGUUAUCAAAUGCAUACAUACAAAUAAAAAGCUAUGAAUUCGAAAAAAUUAGCGAAAAAAGAAAAAUUGCGGCAAAUUUUAAUUGCGUUUAAGUUAGCUCGUUAAUUAACACAAUCGAAUUACGCUGCUGAUUAAUUAAUAACAAUGAUUGAUUCAUUAAUUUACAAUGAAAGCUAACAAAAAGCUCCACACAAAAUCGGCGAUUGUUUGCUGUCGAACUUGUUGCGGAGAAAAAGCGCUGAAGCAGAGCGUAAAGCGAAGCAUGUAAAAGAAAAUUAAAGGAAAAUUAAACAAAUUUAAAGGGAAAUUAAGCAAAUUGAAAGAAAAAAUUGGCUCCAUCAAUAAGCAACAACAACCUGUGCAAAUUUUCCAAGAAAGCUUUCACAAAUAUUGUAAUUUCCAUGAAAUAGAAAUUAUGUAUAUUUUAAUGUUACUUUUUUUAUUUAAAACGAAAUGUUGUAGUUGUAAAAUAAUUUCCAUUUAAUUUGUACAAUUUUUUGCAAUAAGCACACAACAACAAUUUUGUAUGAAAUGCCAAUAAAUAAAUAAAAGUUUAUUGCAAUAGUUGGUAGCUUGUAAAACAUAUCACGAUACAAACGAACUUAACUCUACUCAAAUAGUUUCAGCAAUAUUAGCCACUCAAAUAGAUGUUUUCUAAUAAACUAAAAUUUAAAAAAAGCACACACACACAUAAAAAUUGCAAAAACACUAAAGUGGAAAAAGGCAUAUAAAAAUAAAAAAUAAAAAUGAAAAAAUUAACUUAUAUACUUAUUAAGUAAGCGCUCUUUGUAAUGCUUUGUAAUUUUAUAUACACAUGUAUAAAUAUAGAUUUUUAUAGCGAGCAACUUGUAAAUUUAAAUUGAAAGCUUUCCCAUGCAGAAGUCGAGGCGAAAUGCAAGAAUUGUAGCUUUCACCUGCAUAUAUUUUAACGGUGACCACAUUUGUUGCUUUGAAUUAAGUCAAAACUUUUGUAAGCAAAAGCACUGAGCGUUGCUGCAAAUUCAAUGUAAAUUUUAGAUUUCCACGUUUCCGUUAACUUCAAAAUUCACUACGUAAAAGUUUUAAAAAUUUGCUUAAAAUUCUUGCAUUCUUUAUUUCUUGUAAUUUUGUUAUUUAAAAUAGUUUUUUUUUUAUUUAAUUUCGUAUGCAAAGCAAUUUAAGUAUAAUUUACAAAUAACGGUUUAGUUAGCAGUUAAGUUUUAAUUUUUCUUUGCUUUUAAUUAAUUUCAAAUAAAUAUUGAGUAUUUUCAUUAAAUGAUUUUACGAAAUAAAAAGUGUUUUCUUUUACUAUUGUUUUUUCUUAAUUUAAGUAUUUACAGUUCAUUUUCUUCAAGUGUCUUUUCUUAACAUUUUCUUCAACAUGUCUCGUACGUGUUCGCAGGCAAGUUUGAAAUGUUAUGCCAAAGAUUUUUGCAGUCCUAGAAACACUUUUCAUAAGCACUUUUUAGAUGGCUUUCAACUCCGUCGGCGAAUUUUGUUGUAUCUCUUCGAUCGACACGGAUUUUUUCGGCUUUUUAGCUUUAAAUUCGGUCACAAUCAUAACACAAAGCAAUGGAGCAUUAUCAUCGUGUAAAAUCCAUUACAUAUUCUAUCACAAUUCUGGCCGUUUUCGACGGAUGUUCCCACGCAUACGCCUCAAUACGGCCAAAUAGAACUUUUUAUUGAAAGUCUGUCUCUCUAGAACAAAUACAUGAUGCACCAAACAACUAAUAUCGAAAAAAACAAUGAGCAUCAAAUUGAUUUUUUUGUUUUCGGCUUGUUUUUUUCCCACCAUUCUGAUGAUUUUUGACUUGUUUGCAAGUCAAACUCAUAAAUCCACGCCUCAUCGACAGUUAUAAUGCUGAAAUUCGCACGAUAAAGCAUGUCUAAAGAGACCUCUUUACGGUACUCUUUUUGAAAACAAUUUUUCAACGUUUCAUACCCAAAAUAUUCGCCAAAAUUCGAACGGACUCGCGGUAAUUGGUUGAGCUCUCUUACCAUUUCUUGAACACUUGCCGGAUGAUUUUCAAGUACCUUAUCCUUCGAUUUUUUAACAAUUUUAACAGAGGUCGAUGGUCGUUCAGUGCGAUGCUUUAACGAUCUCCCGACCGUCUUUGAAGGCUUUGUACCACUCAUAGGCUUGUGUUUUCAUCAUCGUAAGCCUAGCCUUUUCCAACAUUCGCAAUGACUCCGCACACGAAAUUUGGUUAGAAAUGCAAAAUUUGAGACAAAUUCUUUAUUCAAUAUUUUUAUCCAUCUAAUCCAUUUUUUGCAGCAAUUGGGGCUGUAUGUCACCAAUAACAAAACAAAUAAAUAAUCCCACAAAAAAUAGUCCAGGAUUACCUCGCCUGGUGCAAGCCGUACAAUAAAUAGAUUGUUUUGUUGCCUGUAUGACCAGCUUGUUGGCACCAAAGGUCGUCCACAUAUACAUCCUCUAAUGUAGAAUACGAACAAGUUAUUAAUCAUGGCUCUAUAGCGUUCCUGAUGGACUUUAACAUUUUAGCCAGUUUCAUUUUUAAAAUAAUAUGGAGCAAUGAUUCACACUGCCCAUAGAUCACACCAAACAGUGACUUUUUGAGGGUCCCAAGGCGGUCCCAACAAUGAUUUAUGGAUUAUUAUCACUUCAAAUGCGACAGUUUUGUUUAUUAACGUAUUCUUUCAACCAAAAGUAAGUUAGGUUGGUAAUAAAUUUGAAAGAUUUGCAAAGCUGUUUCGGAAUAAGUCUGUUCAAUAUGAAAUGCAAACCAAACUGAGUAUAAAUCAAGUAACAGCUGUCAAAGAAACCAAAUCCGAAAAAAGUAUUGCCUCAUUCAAAACCACAUGCCUAAAAUAAAUAAUUAAAAUAAUUUUAUGACCUUUAACUUCUAUCACUAUAUACAGCGAUUCAGAACAUUUGGCAAGGCGUUUAGUUUUAAAAUAGCGGUUGUGUUGUAUAUUAAAGGAUGUCAGACAAAGCUCUCUUGGAAGAUUUCGAUUAGGAGAUCAAACUGGUGGAUGAAUAAUAUGGAAAUCUUAAUAUUCAUAGUAAAAUACGCACAAACAAAAAUUUUAGGAAAACAAAAGUAUGAGAAUUUGACUUUUUUAUGCAGAAAAAUCAAUUAUUUUUGAAAAGUGGCCCAAAUUUUUUAGAAAUUAUUGCAUUUUCAGUGACGUUUUCUAUUUUGUGAAACUGCGACAGUGUGCAACAAGCCUGUCGUCGAGUUAGUAGUGACAGUUCAAUAGCGUCAAAAGACACCCCAACUUUGAUGAUUAUUUUCAAAUUUAUUACGAUUUAAUUUGUAGCUUUAUUUAUUUAAAAAAAUAUAACAGUUUUCAUAACAAAUAUAUCGCUAAAUAACCCAAUUAAUCCAGCAACCAAAGAAAGAAAAAAAAAACAAAUAAAGCCUAACGCAGUGCUACAUCAAAUUGACAAGAACGAUCAUAAAUGUACCACCUUUUCUACUCACACGUGUAGUUUGAUAAGCAAAAUACCUAGAAAUACACUACAGUUAUAAUCCAAUUUUAAAAAUUCUUGAAAAAUAUUAAACGUGUAUAAUCGGUCAAUAUACAUACAUACAUAUAGUAUUGUUGUCAGAAUUUUUUUACCAACCAAACUAAACGAAGUCUAAUAAUUCAUAAAAUUAACGUCCACAAUCCGAACCUAACCAGUAAACCCUAUCGAACUUCUUAGAUUAUUUUCGAAAUAUGUGAAUCACUAUACAACCUAAAUCUAAUAAGCCUAGACAUAUGAAACUAACUUCAAUCUCAGUAAGAAAUGAACCUCCAAACUGCUUUAAGAAUACCAAUUCCAAGUCUAUAUAUUUUGAAAAACAAAAAUAUUUUUAGAAUAACAAAUCAUAUUAAACGAAAAAGUCUUCUAAAAAUAAUUGAGCGACAAAAUAUUAAACGAAAAUCUCUUAUUAUAAUCAAAGAUAGACAAAAGAAAACAAAAUGUUUUAAAAUUGUAAUAAAAAAUUAUUCGAACACAAUUGUACUGAUUUGUAACUAUAUUAGACCAACCAUAACCAACUCUAAUAAAAAGUGAAAGCUUACACAGUACUACGAAAACCAAUAUGCAACAAAAAAUUUUUAAAUUCAAUAUUUAUAGAUACAAACAGAAAGCUCUCUUGUAUACAGCGAAAGUUGCAUGCCAAAAAAGCACAACUUAAAACUAAAUGUGCGAAAGCCUACGAAGAAACAAUUGACUAUAGAUAUACUAAGGACUUUUGGCGCUUCAUAAGCUCGUCCCUACAUACUUUUUAAGUAAAAUUAUAACAUUCUCUAAACUUAAGAGCUUGUGUGUGAUAACUUACGACUUGUAAACACGCACGUUUUAUUUAAAAUCAGAUUUUACUGCCAAUUUCAUUAGAGCUUUAACAUUUUUAUCUGUUUACAGCACAACUAUGCUUUCAUUUAAUAUUUAAUUAAUACAACAAUUUACAACUAAAUGGAUUUGUGAGGUAUAUACAUAUAUAAGAGAAUUCAAUUUUCUUGGCUUUUAUAAGCUUUUAUAAAUAAGCCCCAAAAGUUUGAAAAGAACGGGAAUUAAUGUUUUAUUACGUACACUGCCAAUAAUAAAUGCCCGAAAAUAACUUUUUACUUUAUAAAUCAAAGUUUGCUUUGCAUAGGUGAAAGCUCGCACAGCUGACUUCCGCCCGGUGGCUAAUUAUACACAUACGCAUUUCUCGUGGCAGUAUAAAAUAAUAUAAAAUACUAGUUUGCAAAUAUUUUCUUUCAUUUGUUGGCAUUUAGAAUGAAACACUUUUUCAUAUACUCAAAUGAAAGCUCUUCUAAGCUUUUUAUAAUUUUUAGGUAAAAAACUUUGCAACUUUUUCAAAACUUGUUUCAAAAAAGCUUCGAUAACUAUGAAAGCUCACCUAAAUUUCGCGUAAGCUUGCAUUGAGAAAAUCGGUCGACUGAAUUAACGAAAUUAAUGUGUGUUUGGAAUAUACAUAAAUGUUUGGAAUAUAUAUAAAAUAAUCAUAUGCAAAAUAUUCUACAUAACAGCGUUGCAAAUAUACAGUUUUAUUAUUUAAAUAUGAAUAAGAGUACACCAAACAUUUGUACUACACAGCAACAACAAAAGAAAAUUCAUUGUAAGAUCAGAUGAAAUAUUAUAUAUUCAUGAAAUAGUCGUUUUUCUUAAUUUUGUAACGAAUUUAGGCAACAUAUCCAUUAUCCUACUAGUACAUUUCCUAUAGUUCAUAUACUUAUACAUACAUAUACAUAUAAACUAUUCAUAUCAUAUGAUAAAUCUAUUAAAUAGUUGAACGCUAAUUAAAGACAUAAAUGCAUACAUACAUAUAUAUAUAUAUAUAUAUGUAUAUAUAUAAAGUAAAAUAAAUAAUUGGUUGCAUAAACGAAUUUAGGAAAAUUAUCUAAAACCGAAACCGAAAAGCAUACAGUUAAUAAUCCGACAACUUACAUACAUACAUAUGGUAUAUUCGAAUAAACGAUUUAGAAUUCACAUAUCCUGAAAUAUAAACAUUGCUGCAAGCCAGAAUUAGAAUUAAAAAACUCAAUUAAUUGAACGUGAGAUGCGCAGAGCCGCAGAUUAAUGUCUUUACAAGUUCUUUUCCGGUCACAAUAAUUUGAAACUUGUUAAGUGGCGAAUCGAACAAACAACUGACAGACAUGAAAUAAGGAAGUGACUAACGGAAGAUAAACUUUAUUCAACAUAGUAAAGUCUAUAUGGAUUCUUGUCGAUCCUUUACUUUACAUCUCUUUCUUGAGGUGAACAAGAAAAGCUAGUGAUUCAUAUGGAAAAACUUUUGCCACUAAAAGUACUCUUCCAAAGUAAUUUGAUUUUUUUUUUUCAAUUUCGAAAGGAAUUGUUUCAUUUGACUUAGCACUUUCUCGCUGAUUUAUGAAGGGUGGUCCAUUUCAAGGUUCCAUACCUUUUUAAAGAAAGAAAUUUCAAAUUUAAUGGCAAAUGUUUAUCAUCAUUCGAAAGAACAUAAUUUGGCAUUUAUUUUUUGAAGAUUACCUGUUUCAAAUUUUGGCCGCGGUUCCGUUUCACAUGACCCAUCCAUUGAGUUAAAUUUGCGAUGACUUGUUCAAGCAUUCGAAUGACACGCGUGAUGUUUUGCUCCAAGACCUAAAUCGAAGCGGAAUUGUCCGCAUACACUUUAGACUUUACAUAUCCUCACAGAAAAAAGUGUAACGGUGUGAUAUCACACGAUCUUGGUGGCCAAUCAAUCGGCCCAAAACAUGAAUUUAUCUGCUAACCGAAGUGUUCUCUCAAUAAAUCCAUUGAGAACCGUUGAGAGUGUAGGAACUGGCGCCAUUUUGUUGAAACCAAAUGUCGCCGGGAUCACAAGCUUUAAUUUCAGGCAUCAAAUAGUCGAUUGUCAUGAUGCGAUAACGGUGGCCAUUGACGGUUAUGUUCUAACCGGCAUAAUUUUUGAAGAAAUAUGGACCGAUGAUUCCACCGUCCCACAAACCACACUAACCGUUUUUGGCAGCUCUUGACUCACUUCAGGGUGCUCUUCGUCUAAAAUGCAGCAAUUUUGCUUGUUUACACACCCAUUAAGCCAGAAAUGAACAAAAUUUGUCUCGUGUAAUUUUCUUGAAAUUUUCAAGAGUCCAUAGAGCGAAGCGAUGUUGCUUGCGAAGGUCGAGCGGCUUUAGUUCUUACACAAGCUAUAUUUCGUACGUUUUCAAAUUAAGAUCUCGACGUAAAAUGCGCGAAGUCGUUCCAUACGUCAGUCCGAGUUGCUGCGAACGGUGCCGAAUCGACUCUCCACGGUCUUCGUGUACACUCUCAGCUACGGCUGCUAUAUUUUCUUCACUGCGUGCUGAACCUGGUCUGUUCGGUCAAGUAUUAUUCAAUAAUGAAUGUUGAGUCGCAAGAUGAGUGAUGGCGUUGUAAAUAGUACGCUUAGUAGGCCGAUUAUGUUGACCAUAAGUUGAGCGAAGCGCGCGAAACACAUUCUUUACACAGCAUGAUUUUCCAUAAUUAAGUUGAACGAUUUGUAAACCUUGUUCAGGCGUAAGUCUUUCCACGAUGAAAUGCCAAACAAUACUGAACAAAAAUAACAUGACGGCUUGACACGAAACAUACGUGAUCUGUCAAAAAAGGCAACUGAAAAAAGUACCUCUACUUGGAUCACCCGUUAUUUUUUUAGAACCCUGAAAACGGAGUUGUUUAUAAAUAUUCUCCUGAGAGCAUUGUAGAAAAAUCAGACAACAUCUGUUGGCAGACCCUACUAAGAUGCUAUAACUCCCAAUGAAGGCCUAUCCCUUAUGAAUUGUCUUAUUGUGUUUGACACGACUUGUUGUUUCGACAUAUAAAAAGACAUAUAUGCGGAAGAAUUCUUUCGAAAAAUUAAAUUAAAAUUUAAUUACAUAAAUAAACUAAUUACAAUAUAUACUGAACUCAAAAUGUACUGCCCAACUAAUCGAUAUUAAAAAUAUCUCUGGCUAAAAGAAAAACAAAAAAGAAUUCUAAAGUUUUAAUAGAAAUCGCAAAUAAAGCGACCACAGUUGUAAUACAUACGAAUAUUUGGUACUUCAAUUGCCGUUAAAAGAAA
This is a messenger RNA of Bactrocera neohumeralis, 19331 nucleotides long. RefSeq names its product dystrophin, isoforms A/C/F/G/H. The coding region runs from base 407 to 11386 and encodes 3659 amino acids. Gene Ontology annotation, biological process: synaptic signaling. The record is from RefSeq and is a predicted model, not a curated record. Gene Ontology annotation, cellular component: plasma membrane. Gene Ontology annotation, molecular function: protein binding; zinc ion binding. Lineage: Eukaryota; Metazoa; Arthropoda; Insecta; Diptera; Tephritidae. The transcript has 37 exons.